CUAAACGUUUGUAAGCAGGAGAGCUAGAUGCUAACAGAUGCCAGAUGCUAACAGAAGUUGGAAGUAGCUCGCUCAGGGAAGUGUUGGACCGAGCGGGAGCUCCGUCACUCUGAAGAGGGAGAAGACAGGAACAUUUGGAAGGAGAGAAGGAAGGAAGAACAAUGUGUGCACAGAAGGAAGACGUGGAAAACUUCCUGAAGGAAAACCCUUCAUUUGCUAAACAGUACUUUGCUAAGAAGAUGAGCCCUGCCUCCAUGUCGAAGGUGUCAGGACUCCCAGACACACAGAUUGACUUCAGCCAGUUCCAGGAGCUCGCUCAGGUUGAAGAAAGCAAAAUCAUGUAUGACCUGAUCAAAGACAUGCAGGAGAACAUCAACGUGGAAAAGGUUGUGUUCAAGAUCCUGAAGAGAGUCACUGCACUCAUCCACGCCGACCGCUGCAGCUUGUUCAUGUACCGGCAGAGGAACGGCAUCGGGGAGCUGGCCACAAGGCUGUUCAAUGUCAGCACAGAGGCACAGUUUGAUGACUGUGUGGUGCCACCGGACUCUGAGAUCUUCUAUCCGAUGGACAUGGGAAUAAUCGGACAUGUGGCCCUGACCAAGAAGACUGUUAAUGUGAAAGAUGUCACAGAGAGCCCCCACUUCAGCUCAUUUGUCGACGACCUCACAGAAUAUAAGACCCAGACCAUUCUGGCUUCGCCCAUCCUCAACGGCAAAGACUUGGUGGCUGUGAUCAUGGUUCUAAACAAGACCACUGGACCACACUUCACUGCUGAGGAUGAAGAUCUUUUUUCAAAGUUUCUGAAAAUUGCAACUUUGAACUUGAAGAUCUACCACCUCAGUUACCUCCACAACUGUGAGACUCGUAAAGGACAGCUGCUGCUGUGGUCUGCCAACAAGGUGUUUGAAGAGCUGACAGACAUUGAGCGACAGUUUCACAAGGCCUUGUACACAGUCCGAGCCUACCUCAACUGCGACCGCUACUCUGUCGGUUUACUAGACAUGACGAAGGAGAAGGAGUUCUUUGAUAUCUGGCCUGUGUUGAUGGGAGAGCAGGCCCCGUACUCUGGUCCUGUCACUCCUGAUGGCAGGGAGAUCAUUUUCUACAAAGUCAUUGACUAUAUACUACACGGAAAAGAAGACAUCAAAGUAAUACCAAAUCCGACUCCAGAUCAUUGGGCCUUGAUUAGCGGCCUGCCUACUUAUGUUGCUGAGAGCGGUUUUAUUUGUAACAUUAUGAAUACAGCUGCUGACGAGAUGUUCAAGUUUCAAACUGAGCCACUCGACAGCAGUGGUUGGACCAUAAAAAAUGUCCUCUCGCUGCCGAUCGUCAACAAAAAAGAAGAGAUAGUUGGUGUGGCCACUUUUUACAACAGAAAAGACGGAAAACCUUUUGAUGAUCAGGAUGAACAGCUCAUGGAGGCUUUGACCCAGUUCCUGGGCUGGUCUGUUUUAAACCCGGACACUUACGACAAGAUGAACAAGCUGGAGAAUAGGAAAGACAUUGCUCAAGACAUGGUGCUCUACCACAUCAAAUGCCGGGAUGAUGAGAUUCAGGAUGUCCUGAACACCAGAGAAGUGUACGGCCGUGAACCCAGAGACUGUGAAGAGGAGGAGCUCCUGGAUAUCCUGAAAAAAGACCUACCUCCUCUCAUAAAAAAGUUUGAGAUCUACGAGUUCCACUUUUCGGAUUUUAACUGCACAGAGAUGGAGCUGGUGAAGUGCGGGGUGCAGAUGUACUAUGAGGUCGGGGUUGUCAAGAAGUUCCAGGUCCCUCAAGAGGCGCUGGUUCGGUUCAUGUACUCGCUCAGUAAAGGCUACAGAAAAAUCACCUACCACAACUGGCGUCACGGCUUCAAUGUGGGCCAGACCAUGUUUACACUCUUAACGACGGGAUUGCUAAAGCGGUACUACACUGACUUGGAGGUGAUGGCCAUGAUAACGGCAGGCUUCCUCCAUGAUCUUGAUCACAGAGGGACCAACAACUUGUACCAAGUCAAAUCUGGCAACCCUAUGGCUAAACUCCAUGGCUCCUCCAUCCUGGAACGACACCAUCUAGAGAUGGGAAAGUUUCUCUUGGCUGACGAGUCACUGAAUAUCUACCAGAACCUUAACAGGCGCCAGGUUGAGCAUGUGAUUCAUCUAACAGACAUCGCCAUCAUUGCCACUGACCUGGCUCUUUAUUUCAAGAAAAGAACAAUGUUUCAGAAGAUUGUGGAUCUUUCCCACACAUACGAGGAUGAAAAGAAGUGGGUCGACUUCAUGUCCCUUGAAACAACCAGAAAAGAAAUUGUCAUGGCAAUGAUGAUGACCGCAUGUGACUUGUCAGCCAUCGCCAAGCCUUGGGAGGUACAGAGCAGGGUUGCCUUGUCUGUAGCAGCAGAGUUUUGGGAGCAGGGUGACUUGGAGAGGACAGUCCUUGAGCAGCAACCUAUUCCCAUGAUGGACAGGAACAAGUCAGCAGACCUUCCAAAGAUGCAGUGUGGCUUCAUUGACUUUGUCUGCACUUUUGUCUAUAAGGAGUUUUACCGCUUCCACCCACAAAUCAAGCCCAUGCUGGACGGCAUCCUGAAUAACAGGAAGGAGUGGAAUGCUAGAAAAGAGGUGUAUGAGGCAUCACUCAAAGCCAUAGAGGACGAGAAGGCAGCUAAAGAGACCAGUAAAGCUCCUCAAAACCCCAGUGAAGGCUCCAAGACUUGCUCAAUGUGCUAAAAGGUCGGAAAGCUUCUCAUGGCUGACUUCAGUCUUACUGACCAGGAAAACAUGAAAUAAAGACGGAAACUAGAGUAAAUGCAAAUAGUAGAAGUAUUUUUUCAGACAAACUGGUUGAAUCGAAAGAAGGAACAACGUUUAUCUUUAAGGAACACUUUACAUUUUUUUUAUUGAAGACUCUUGGAAAAAACCCAGAAAUAGUCAUGACUAAGAUAUGGAUCAAGGGUGAUUUUUGAAUCUCAGGUUAUCACCCACUCAUCCCCAUAUAGUAUCAGCUUCCUUAAAUGUUAAGGAUUAUUGUUAGUUCAGAUGGUGCAGAUAUGGUUAUGGAUGCUUGUUUGUUUGCUGUGGGACAAACAUUUCUUUCCAGAGUUUAUUUGAAGUUAUGCAAUACUGAAAAAAGAUGUAUGUUAAUCUGUGUUGUAAAUGAUGCCCAUGUACAAUAAUAUGUAACACAUUAUACAAUUCUUUAAUGCAAAGUCCAAGGCACAGCAGAUGGUAUAUCUUGUUUGGAGCUGUUUUCAAACAAACUGUAAAUUGUACAUACAUAUGAUAUUCAUUUAGGGGUUCAGAAUGCACAUUUUAGAAAAUGAGUACAUAGAUAUAUAGUUGAACUACUGUACUGUACAUAUAUUUUAAAAUGAUCAUUUCAUGUUCACUCCUUCCAGUCACUUACCAUUUACAAAUUAGUGUUGUUUACCUUGAUUGCAGAGAGCCAAAUGUAGAUGAAUAAAAUAUAUAUAUUUUUAGUUACGUUUACUAGCGUGCAUUUAUCAAAUACAAGUUUAUGCAGUGGAUAUACGCAUACAACAUAUAUACGUAGAAUUACUGGCUGGUCAGUAUUGUAAAGCUUGCCUCUUCACAUAUACACUGAUGACACAA
Molecule: messenger RNA, 3593 nt
Organism: Gymnodraco acuticeps
Lineage: Eukaryota; Metazoa; Chordata; Actinopteri; Perciformes; Bathydraconidae
Gene: pde6b
Product: phosphodiesterase 6B, cGMP-specific, rod, beta
Exons: 24
Coding region: 162-2711 (849 amino acids)
Biological process (GO): retina development in camera-type eye; signal transduction
Cellular component (GO): photoreceptor outer segment membrane
Molecular function (GO): protein binding; 3',5'-cyclic-nucleotide phosphodiesterase activity
Source: RefSeq, a predicted model, not a curated record